GUUUGAUCCUAUUUUUAUCAACCUAAAGAUAAAGCCAGAAUGGUACACAAAUACUGUGCCUUCAGGCAAAGUACCUGCAUUGUUGGUGGAUGGCCAGAUUGUCUCCGAUAGUCUAAUUAUCGCAGAUUACCUGGACGAGAGUCACUCUCAGAGACCACUCCAUAGUAAGGAUCCCUUGCAGAAGGCCAAGGAUAGAAUCAUAAUAGAGAACUUCGGCAAGGUAACAGGGCCUUUCUACAAGGUAAUGACUGGUGUCAAUGCCUCCGUUGAAGAGUAUGAACAUGUUGUGAAAGAGUUAAUACCUUUUGACAAUGAACUGGCUGCAAGAGGAACAUCUUUCUUUGGAGGUGAUAAACCAGGCAUGGUUGACUAUGUGAUCUGGCCUUGGUUUGAAAGAAUCCAAAUGUUCAAGAUCCUUCAUGGGGACCAAUUUGUUUUCCCUGCUCAAAGGCUACCAAACUUAGCCCAGUGGAUUUCAAGAAUGACUGCAGAUGAUGCUGUUCAGCAGUACUACCUGUCCCCAGAGAAACAUGCGAGCUUCAUGAAAACCCAACAGUCUGGCAACCCUGACUAUGAUAUACUGACUCGUGAAUAAGGUGGACCUAACUUUUAUUUUGUGUUCUCUUCACUAUGGCAAAAUAUUUUAAUGCAAUGAAAUAAUUUUAAAUAAUAGAAAUGCCGUUUAAAAAAUGUUAAGGUUUUAACAUGUUCAUGAUGACAUGUACCCAUUGGAUACAUGGGAUCUUUCACAACUGCUAUUGUGUACUCGAUAUUCCUAAUAUACUGGCCUAAUAGGUACACGUUGCUAAGCAUAUAUUGCGUUUUUAUUGUUUGCCUGCCUUAGUAGUUUGUUAAAUUUGAUCCCGCACAUGAAUAAAUACCUCAGACUAUCUUGUACCCUGUCAAGUGCUCGAUUGCUUAACUUUUAUGGUAAACUAAUAUUUUUAGGUACCCCUUGGGGUACACAGAGAAAAAUUGAAAAAAAAAACAUAUUGAAAUAUUUGUGUUUGUGCAAAAUUGCGAAGCCUACAUACCAUUCUCAUUGUACUUAGAAGUUUGAUAUAAAAAAUCGAUUACAGUUUUUUGUCAUUAUUAUUGAAAAUUUGACAGGAAAAAAAAGGCCAGGAAAAAGCCAUUGUCGUGAACGUGUUAAGUCUCUUAUGCCACUCUUUAUACAGUUGUUGAAUAUAAGAUGAGCAUUUGUUGGUGAAGUGUCACACAGAUUUUAGCUUUCUUGCUGAGUAUGACAUAACCCUCUAUAAGAUACAUAAAAAGAACCUAAACAUAGUAUUAUAAAUCUCUUUAGUCAGGGAUUGUUGCUGAUAGUUUGUAUAAUAGUUAACAAAUUUUAAUUUUCACACAAAUAUUUGUUUUGUAGUUUAUGAGUAGGCACAUGUUAAAAACAAUUAUUUAACAUUUUAGCAUACAUGAAAAUGUUUCAAUUUAUUUUCUUAUAUAAGAAUAUUUUGAUGAAUAAAAUUAUUAUUAGGUGUUUGCCUCUAUCAAAGUUUAAAGUGACACAUAAUAUCUAAUAAAAAUCACAUAUUAUUUCAAGCAUAUCAAGUUCAACAUCAAAUUUCAUGUCAUUCAUGAUUAGGAAACUAGACAUAACAUCAGAUUAUGAAGAUUUCUAGAUUAAGCAAAAAAUCGGAAAACGUAUUAUACCAAUACAUUUUAAAACAUUUAUUUUAAAAAUUAAAAUAUACAAAUGUAUUCUAAAAAUUUAAAGCUUUACUAGUAAAAAUGAUAACAUAUUUGUACUAUAUGUACAAUGUUGCUAUUACCUUUCACUCUAUUUACACAAUAAUGAACAAGCAAGUCUAUAAGAGUCACAAACUGCAGCAAAAGAAUCUUUACUUCAAUCCUAAUUGAAUGCCCUUGCACACUCUUGAUAUUAUCUGUGCAAGAUUCCACAAACAACAAUCUGAAGUGAUGAAAAAUGUUUUUAUAUGUAACUGAUAAAUUUGGAUGAACUAUUUAGGGUAAUCCCCUCCAAGUGCUGUGACUUCAGGAUGCAGCCAUAAAGGUAAAAUAGGGUCAAAUAACUUUGGAAGUUUUAAUUAUUGUUUGUAACACAUGCCUAGGGGAAAAUUAGUAAGUUAUUUUGGUUUUAAUAUUGGUAAUUGUAAAAAAAGACAUUAUGAUCACAUUAUAAGUUAAUGAUGUAUUGAAUGCAAUCAUUCUAACAAAGAAUGUUUUAUUGAUCACUUAUUUAAGAACAAGUUGUGAAGUAAUUGCAGCAAUUUUGUGUACUUACAUUAGUGAUUGUACUUAAUUGUAGAUUGAUUAGUUAACUUAUAGUUUUAAAACUGGAAUCAAAUAUGGGUACUAUUGGAAAACAAAAUCUUACAUGUAGGCAUAAGAGUUUUAGUAAAACAAACUUGUUCCUGUUAUUUUAUACUCAUGAAGAAUGUCACUCGCUUAAAUAUUUAUCAUGAUACUCAUCUGAUCCGUAUAUUUUAUUUAACAUAAAGAGUUAUAUCUUCCCUGUACACAUUUUUAAAAUGGAAAAAGUGAUAGCUAUUAUGAAUUAUUUGUAAUGAUUAAAAUGUUUUAGUAUUGUAAGUAAUUUAAUACAAAAAAAUAAUUGUGCUAUAAUCAACAUUACAAAAUGUAAGUAAUUUGAAUCUAUUCUUAAUUAUUUUUAACAACUAUAAUAUUUUAGUAUUGUAAUUUAAUAGACAAAUUCAAUUGUGCAAUAAUCAACAUAAUAUUAUUAUAGUAAUUUUGCUGUGGUAAACUGAAGUGCAAUGUAGAAAAAAGUAAAAAGUGUAAUAAUUAAUGAACAUUGCUAUAACAUUAUUAUUUAAUUAAAUAAUUUUUGUUUAUAUUAUUAUUAAAUAAUUUUAGUGUCACAUAUCGAUAUUGUUUAAUGUGUUGUAUCCUAAAAUAUACUGUAGGUCCAUGAAUCCAUGAAUUUAAGUUUUCAGUAAGGACUAACUGAUAGGUUUAAACUCCCUUUGUGUUCAAAGUUUAUUGUAGAUUUCUUAUGGUUGAAGUAUCCUAAUGUCAUAAUUUGUAAUACUCAGUGAUGAUCUAAGUCAUAUGUCCCUUAAUACUUGCCUUUAGAGAAUGGUAUAUUUCUGUGAUGUGCUGUAGACUCUAGAUAAGUAUAAUAGUUAUAACACUCUCUUAAGUGUAUUUUAGUGACACAUUUUAAAAUGUUACAUAUGUAGAGGUUCAUUGUAUCUUAUUUUAAACUAGCAAUAUAAAAAUGUUAAGCAUAAGAAAUGUUCAUUACUAAACUUAAAAACUUAUGGUAUUAGUUUUUUUUAUUAUAAAAUAUAUUUUCUUAAUUUGUUAUUCUUUGUCAUUUUCUUUUAAGUUUUUCCUGAUAGAGAUAUUCCUAAUAUACCGGCGUUCAUUGUGUAGUUCUGGCAAGUUAGUAGAGACAGAAUAUAACAAUAUAAGCAGUUA
Messenger RNA from Homalodisca vitripennis (glassy-winged sharpshooter), 3417 nucleotides. Its product is annotated as pyrimidodiazepine synthase-like. NCBI's taxonomy places the organism in Eukaryota, Metazoa, Arthropoda, Insecta, Hemiptera, Cicadellidae. The record is from RefSeq and is a predicted model, not a curated record. Gene Ontology annotation, cellular component: cytoplasm. Gene Ontology annotation, biological process: glutathione metabolic process. Gene Ontology annotation, molecular function: glutathione transferase activity; glutathione dehydrogenase (ascorbate) activity.